Artibeus jamaicensis (Jamaican fruit-eating bat) is the source of this 1773-nucleotide messenger RNA. Its product is annotated as fatty-acid amide hydrolase 1-like. Lineage: Eukaryota; Metazoa; Chordata; Mammalia; Chiroptera; Phyllostomidae. The record is from RefSeq and is a predicted model, not a curated record. Gene Ontology annotation, molecular function: fatty acid amide hydrolase activity; amidase activity. Gene Ontology annotation, biological process: fatty acid catabolic process.
AUGACUGACAGCCUCAGCUCCGGCCUGCAUUUCCGGCAGGGUGCUCCAGCAUGGAGAAAGAUCCCCAGGGCACAGAAGUGUAGGGAGAUGGCACUGCAGCAGAUGGCAGCCCUGGAACCAGGCCUGGACCCCAAGCUCAUCCUGGUGCUACCCUUGGAGCUGGCCCAGAAAUUGCAGGCAGAAGAGCUGAGUUGGGAGAGUGUCCUCUGUAGCUAUUUAGAGGAGGCACUGAAGGUGCGCCAGGAGGUGAACUGCCUGACAAAUUUCCUGGGGGAAUGUGAGAAGAAACUGUAGGCAUUGGAGAAGCUCAAGAAGAGUGAGAGAGGGCUUCUCUAUGGGGUCCCCAUCAGCCUCAGGACCCCUGUGACUGCAGUUAAUGUCACUUCUAUGCAGGGCCAUGACUCUACAUGUGGUUUGGCACAGUUCCUGGAGAAGCCAGCGGCUGAGGACGGGGUCAUUGUGAAAGUGCUGAAGGCCCAGGGAGCUAUUCCCUUCGUGAAAACCAACAUCUCCCAGACACUGCUCAGAACUUUGAACUCUGAAUGCAGCAACCCCAUCUAUGGACAGACUUUGAACCCUCUGAACUUUAAGAAGAGCCCUGGAGGGUCCUUGGGGGAUGAAGGAGCUCUGCUGGCAGCAAAGUGUUUCAUCCUGGGCAUGGGUACUGACACAGGUGGCAGCAUCCGCAUGCCAGCCAGCCUUUGUGGUGUCUGUGGCCUCCAAACCACAGGAAGCCACCUGAGCUACUCUGGAGUUGCCACUGUUGUAAAGGGCAAGAAAUCAGUGAGCACUGUGGCUGGCCCCAUGGCCUGGGAUGUGGACAGCCUGGUGCUGAGCAUGCGAGCCCUGCUGAGCAAGGAUGUGCACCCACUGGACCCCACUGUGACUUUCAUGCCCUUCAAGGGAGGAGGUGAGCCAGGUGAAAGAGUAUACUCCAGUAAUUGGACACUUUGGAUUGGCUACUAUGAAUCAGAUGGCUACACUGAACCAGCUCCUAGCAUGGCCAGGGCCGUGAGGCUCACCUCCAGGCUGCUCCAGAUAGAUGAGGAGGACAUUGUGGACCCCUGCAUAAAGAAGGUGGUCAGCAUACUCCGCCUGCCAAACCCAGUGAAGCGCAUCUUGUCCUGGAAACGGAAGUACAUAGAGCCCAGACUCUGAUCUUCCCAGACUGUGGAAGAGCUUCGUGGAGUGGGGACACCCAAGAAACUGUGGGAGCAGCACAUGUGUGUGCAGGAAUAUCAGCAAGAGUUCAUAGCCAAGUGGAAGUUACUGGACCUGGAUGUGCUGCUGGCACCGUCUCUGGACCCUGCCUUCUGUAUAGGCUGUGCUUCCAAAGCAGCAGAGAGAGUCUCUUACACCACCCUGUACAACCUGCUGAACUUCCCUGUCAGUGUGGUGCUUGUCACCACCGUGACACUACAGGACCGGGAGGAACUGGCCUUCUACAAGGGACACUACAGAGAUAGUAAUGACAGAAAUUUCCCGAAGGUGGUAAAAGGAUCCAUGGGACUUCCAGAGGCUGUGCAGUGCAUCACUUUGCCAUGGGAAGAAGAGCUGUGUCUUCAGUUCAUGAAGGAAGUCAAGACCGUGGCCAAGAACCAUAGGGAACCCAAACGACGGGCUAUUUCUCCUCCUGAAGAUCUUCCUACAUCUUCAUCCACGUCUGCUCCUGACCCCUCUGUCAAAUGCCACUUCCUCCAGGAAAUCUUCUUUGAUCCCUUCAACUUCCCCAUGACCUUUCCUUCAUUUGAACUUGAGAUCCUCCUGCGUUGA